Branchiostoma floridae (Florida lancelet) is the source of this 1336-nucleotide messenger RNA. RefSeq lists its product as uncharacterized. The transcript is spliced from 3 exons. Lineage: Eukaryota; Metazoa; Chordata; Leptocardii; Amphioxiformes; Branchiostomatidae. The record is from RefSeq and is a predicted model, not a curated record. The coding region runs from base 125 to 1195 and encodes 356 amino acids.
UAGCAAUAUCUUAAUUUAAAAAAAAAAACUUACUUACUUUAGUACUUGAAGUGAUAAAAUAGGACGUCAAUUUUACCUUUUCCUUAAAACAUGUGUUUUAAUUGUAGCCACGACAAAUCUCACAAUGACGGUGAAAAGCACGCCUUCUGCAAUGAGCACCGUCGCCAUGACAACCGUCGCUAUGACAACUGACAGAACCGGUACCACUACCACGGGUUUCAUUACAAAGCCAGAGACGUCCAACACUACAGUCAUCAUUGUGGCCAUUGUGUGCGGCAGCCUCGUCCUGGUGUUGCUCGGGAUCGCUCUUAUCGUGCUGGCCUGUCGGACAGGGAGACGGCGUGGCCUGCCGGUGCAGAGUCCGCAGGACGUGGAGUCCGCGAGUACCCCAAGCACGGACAGCGGACACGUCUCGCGCCCGGCCACUCCGGGCACGGACCCCGGAGGCGCAGAGCUGAUCCCCCGGUCGGACCUGCCGGGUGGGAAGGCCCGCAGAGACGUGCCAGCCCCGCCGCCUAUAGACUCGUCCCGCGAUGAGACGGAGUGGAUCCCGUUUGCUCAGCUGGAAGCGGCCAGAGAAAACGAAGACGCCCUCGCACCGCCGCCAAGCGACUCACCGGACGAGGAGGCCGACAUCUACUCCGUCAUUCCCGGCCGCCAAGAGCCUGAAGAUCAAGACGACGAACUCUAUAUCACGCCACCUGCCGAACAAGACGAUGACGACAACCUCUACGACAUACCACCCAUUGACAAUGACGAUGACGACAGCCUCUAUGUCACGCCACCUUACGAUCAAGACGAGAACGACAACCUCUACGACAUACCACCAAUUGAUAAUGACAGUGACGAUAGUCUCUAUGUCACACCGCCUAGUGAUGUUGACGAAGGCUAUUACAGCACCAUAGGCGAGAGUAAACUGACAAAGUCUAAGCCGCAAGACGACCAGGCGCCACCAGAAGACACAAUUGAUCAGAUGUACGCCAAAGUGGACAAGUCUAGAAAGACGAGACAGACACACCAUGGGGAGUUAGAGGGAAAAGAAAGGCGUCCCGAAGACACCAGCCACCACUACUUCACCCUAGAAGAAGCCACAGAGUUGAAGAAGGAAACAACAGUGGCGGACAAGGAGAAAAGGAGACCUGUGACAUGGCCUAUGGAAAGCUCCCAGGGAAGAGCCCGGAAUCAGGGGGAAUAAGGGCAAGAAAUAAACAAGACGCUCAUCCUCCAGAAAGACUGAGAGACACGACUUCUAUCUUGGUCCUCUCUUGCGCGCUAUAAUGUCGACGCUCAGUUCAUACGUAUUGAAUUUUCUAGUAGACAACAUAAGUUUUUUAGA